AUGCCUCGCGCUGCACGUCGCCGAACUGCUCCCAACGCGUCCGCCAAGCGCCAAAAGAAUCGGCGAGCCGACGCCUCUCCCGACGCACAAAGGCCGGGGAAAAGGCAAAAAACUGCGGCGAGUUUGCCACAAGAAGACGACACUCUCAAAUCUACGCCGAAAAGGAGCAAAUACUUCCUGCCUGCAGAUGCUGAGAGCUCCGAGGCAGAGUAUUGCCCAACGCCCAUAUCUUCCCCGCCUCUUAGCCCCGAUUCUACGAAUGCGGACCCCUGGGUCCCCGAUACAGACGAGGAGAGUGAUGACAACGGUCGAAAACGUAGCGGAGCAGCUAGGAAAGGGAAGCAGAAGAGCAAGAGGAGAUCGCAGGGCAAAGGCGGCAGGGAGCCGGAGCAGACUCGAGCUUCAAAAUUAACAGACCUAUGGAGAGAGGGUGUGCGGACGGGCCUGGGCCCAGGCAAAGAAGUCUAUAUAGAACUUCCUCAGGCCCGAGAUCCGGGAAGCACGCCAUAUGAGGACCACACGAUUCAUCCGAAUACAUUGCUGUUCCUGGAAGAUUUGAAAGCGAACAAUGACAGGGACUGGCUGAAGAAGCAUGAUUCGGAUUAUCGCACGUCACAGAAGGAUUGGGAGGCAUUCGUGGAGAAAUUGACCGAGAAAAUUAUUGAAAAGGAUAGUACUAUUCCUGAACUACCGGUGAAGGACGUGCCACACUUCUCAGCGGCAUGUGAUAUGGCAAUCUCACAUCCACAAAGGAGCACUGUCAACAAAUUCAGGCAUCGACGAGACGAGACAUUGCAGCAGAUCGAAGCGGCCUCAGCAAGAUCUUUGUCUAAUUAUACUUCGCUAGGUUCGGGUCUAUGGAUGCCAGAGGCGGCAAGGCUGGCCCUUCUAAGGCAAGACAUCGACGGGCGAUCGGAGCGCAUUAAGCGCGUCUUGGGCCACUCCGACAUACGAAGGGAAAUUUUCGACGAUAUUCCUGACGAAGAAAAGAAGGUAGUGAAGGCUUUCAUCAGUCAAAAUCAAGAAACCGCUUUGAAAACCAAACCGAAGGGCUACAGUUCAGAGAACAAGAACAUCGAACUACUCCGACUGCGCUCUUUCACGCUCAAUAAGCAACUCCGUGACGAGGAUCUGUUGGGCCCAGAAGCGCUAGACAGGAUUGCGAGUAUUAUCGGAAUCAUGGUUCCUUUCGUCACAUACUUGAACAGCGUUGUGAUGCCUGAUCUGGACGAAAACGAGCAAAACGAUGACGAUGAGGAGCCGGAUGGAGGCAGUACUUCCUCGUAGGCAGAGCCAGGUCAGCUUGGGGACACGACUCAGCCAGAUAUCUACUUUUGCAGUUCAACCUCCCCAGGUUUACGCGCAAAGUCUUUCGACCAAUAACGCAAAUGUAGCCGUGAGGUUCAACCCCCCCCCUUUUUUUUAUUGUGCUUGAUUCAUUUCCUUUUGAGAGUCCAUGCCCAAUUGUUGGAACUACAUUAGAGACCAAUAUCAGGAGAUGUGGGAGGAAACAUU
Coccidioides posadasii C735 delta SOWgp is the source of this 1515-nucleotide messenger RNA. The record is from RefSeq and is a predicted model, not a curated record. Lineage: Eukaryota; Fungi; Ascomycota; Eurotiomycetes; Onygenales; Onygenaceae.